Etheostoma spectabile (orangethroat darter) is the source of this 4255-nucleotide messenger RNA. It is a transcript of the gene znf362b, whose product is annotated as zinc finger protein 362b. The record is from RefSeq and is a predicted model, not a curated record. Gene Ontology annotation, biological process: regulation of gene expression. Gene Ontology annotation, cellular component: nucleus. The transcript has 9 exons. Bases 240 to 1595 code for a protein of 451 amino acids. Lineage: Eukaryota; Metazoa; Chordata; Actinopteri; Perciformes; Percidae.
CUUUGACAUGAUAAACACACCUUUGUGUGCGCGUCGGCUCGCUUCUCAUCCCCAACACCCUCCUCACGAUAAGAUGUUCAUGCUCCUAAAUUUUUGGGGUCUGCAGAAUAUGGCGUCCCGCCUUAUAAAAAUAAGGCUGCCAUUUUUGUUUCUCUUUUGUCUGGAAAUGUUUAAAGAAAACUGUCUGAGAAUGUCUGAGUUGCACCGGGAGACUCGAUCCGUGAAACCCUCCAUCAGCGAUGGCAGAGCCUCGAUUUAACAACCCGUAUUUCUGGCCGCCCCCUCCAUCGAUGCCAGGCCAGCUGGAUAACCUGGUGCUCAUUAACAAGAUCAAGGAGCAGCUGAUGGCCGAGAAGAUCCGACCCCUGCACCUGCCGCCUACCUCCACUCCUUCCCAGCAGUCUUUGCUGGUGCCCACCUCGUCCCCGGACGGUAACGCUCAGCACGUCAUGUCGGUGUCAAAGCCCCAGCAGGUGCAGGGCCAUCACCAGCAGCCGCAGGGUUCUGGACAACCGGACAUUGCUCUGCAUGCUCGCCCUGCUUCCAGCUCUGGACCAGGUACAGCCUUCACUUGGUUGUUUGUUGGCCCAGAUGGAAAUAUGGAUGACAAGUCAGCAGUGAAGGCCAAAGGAUUGUGGGAAGACUGGCACAUGAGACAGCUCAGCGAGCAACAGGGCCGGAUCAACCAUCGCUCAGGUCUGGCUCCUUCAUCCCGACCCGACAGCCACAGCACCUCGGAGGCCCUGACCCCCACGACUCCAACCUCCAGCAGCCAGAACCGCCUGGGCGGUGCCCCCUCUGUGAACAUCAUCUCCGGGCUGGCUAGCGGCCCUGGCAUGGACCACAUGAAAGUUGGAGGCCUGGCUGGACUGUUGGGGCCCCCACCCAAGGCACCCCGGGGACGGAAGAAGAUCAAAGCUGAAAACCCGGCUGGUCCUCUGCUGGUGGUGCCCUACCCCAUCCUAGCUGACCAAGGCUGUGUCACCGUGGCACCCAAAGAGGGCAAAACCUACAGAUGCAAAGUGUGCCCGCUCACCUUCUUAACCAAGUCCGAAAUGCAGAUUCACUCCAAGUCCCACACAGAGGCCAAACCCCACAAGUGUCCCCACUGCUCCAAGACGUUCGCCAAUGCCUCCUACCUGUCCCAGCACCUGCGCAUCCACCUGGGAAUCAAACCCUACCACUGCUCCUACUGCGAGAACUCCUUUCGUCAGCUGUCACACCUGCAGCAGCACACCAGAAUCCACACUGGCGAUAGGCCUUAUAAAUGUGCUCACCCCGGAUGUGAAAAGGCUUUUACCCAGCUGUCUAACCUUCAGUCUCACCAGAGGCAGCACAAUAAAGACAAGCCGUAUAAAUGUCCUAACUGCUACCGUGCCUACUCAGACUCUGCAUCGUUGCAGAUCCACUUGUCAGCGCACGCCAUCAAAAACGCUAAGGCCUACUGCUGUAGCAUGUGUGGCCGGGCUUACACCUCAGAGACCUACCUAAUGAAGCACAUGUCCAAACAUACGGUGGUGGAGCACCUAGUGAACCACCAGUCGCCUCAGAGAACCGAGUCCCCCAGCAUCCCCAUACGCAUCUCCCUCAUUUGAGCCCCCAGCCUCUCAGCAGCAGUUCAGAUUCAAAGUCUAUGUUAGGCUGGAGCUUAGGAGGCCCUUGCACCCACAGCCAUCUACAUAAGGCUUACAUUAGCAUUAUGACAGCUGACAUAAGCAUUCAGUGCUAGAUUCAGUAAACAGGCUGCCUCCAUCCAUCUUGACACAGGCCGUCUGUCAAAAAUGAGCACAGCGUUAUUUUGUGAAUGUAAAAAUACAGCUAGAUUUUGCCCGGAGGAUCGAGUGGCAAAGAAUGUCUUGCGUCAGAUUUAAUAAUAAGCACUUUCGUAAGCGUCAUGUAAACUGCCGGAUGCAUUGGCCAUCAGAAAAGUUUUAGUUAGGUUUCUUUUUUUCUUUAUCUUUUUCCAUGAAAUGGGUUUCCAAAAUGUGCCAGAUGAUAUUUGCCCUUAUAAAGAAUUGAGAGAUUAGAAAAACAUGUUUGGUGGGUGUAUUCUGGAGACAUCCAAAGACAUUUUUUAAGCACUUUUAGGCCUUGUGGUUUUGGCUCAAAUUGUUUCAAUCUUGUUGGAUGGAAAAUGCCGAAGGGCAUUACUUGUGGCAGCUAAGAGCACAGACUGUGUAUAAAUAAUAGUCUUUUUCCUGUUACUUUCUUUGAUUUUGUGAAAGUACACAUUGACAGGGUCAUCAAAAUUUGAAGAAAGGCAAUCGGUAGAUGACAAUUUAAACAUGUAAUGAUUGUAUUAAGAUGUUGCAUUAUUGACUUUGGGAGGCAAAAAGUAGAGCAACAUCCAAGGGAAGAAGGAUGAAUGUUUUUCUUAGUUUAAAAUCUUUCACUCCAUAGUUGACACUUAACUUUACAGCACCUUUAUGAUCAUAACACAAGAUCGAAGAAACACUGCUUUUUACAUUACCGUAAAUUCUCAAGUAGUGGCUGAGGUCUUUAUUCACCUCAGCUGCAGAGGGUACCAUGUUAAAUCUUUCUGACUGCAUUAUGUUGUUGAUACAACACUCAACAAUUUCAAAUCCAUUUCAAAUGAAAAGCGGCCAUACCAUUAAAUCUUCAAACUAUUGCAGCAGUAAUAUCUCAAUCUUUAUUAAAAAAAUAAAUAAAUGUCAGUAUAGCAUCAGCUUAUUCAUUUAUUAAAAUAACACAAUCUAUAAAAUUGGCAAACAACCUAAAAACAAUGUUUUAUUAUAAAGUUAGGUUCCUCACCCUAUUUUUGAUCUCAUCAUAUCACCUGCAGCCAUCUCUACUAGAUAACGGGGUAUGCCUGAGGUGCACAUUUUCCAGUAACCAGUUAGCGUGUGAGAAAUGGCUCAUGCAUAGCUUUUGUAGGUUUACGUCAUUUAUACAUGUGGCUCUAGGAAUCUAUCCACCCCCUUUUUUUUCUUUCUUUUUUUUUCCCUUCGAGCCUCUAUUUGUCUAUGGCAACCACAUCCCCGGCUUCUAUUAUAGAAUUUACGGUAUGUUUUCCAUACGUCCCAUUUUAACUCGUGCCAUAUAUAAACCUUGUUGAGGUUUUAAGAGAAAGCUAAACUUGUUACAGUAUGUGUCUGCUUUCUCUACUCAGUUUAGCUUUGACUAUUAGUUAUAAGUAUUAGAGGUUGAAUACAUUGCACAUGUAUCAGUGCCAGUUCUACUCUACUCAGCCCUACUUUUAAAAACACUUAAGCGGAAAUUUGAUUUUACUUGAGUGGUCAAUUUUAAACCCAGACAUUGGACCAAAAUGUGAAGUUAUUGUACAGCUACUCUGACCCAGUUACGUAUUUAAAAACAACAAUAAGCUUUAUCCAUUUAGAAUAAACUGCAGUAUAAGUCAUAUUCCAUAUUCUUAUGAUAUGAGUUGAUGUGGAUGUGAGUCUUCUUUUUUUUGAAAUGUUUUUUUUCUCCUUAGUAUUGUUUUUUUCUGUACACGGUAUUGGUUGUUGUAUUUUUACUGUAACUUUAACCUCUGGAUGGUACUAAUAGAGUACCCUGUAUUUUUCAGGGCACUUCAGAAAAGGUGCUACGGCUAGACAUUAUGUUUGAGAUGGAACUGAGAAUAAUGUAAAAUACAUAUACAGUAUAUAGUAUGUUUUCAAAAGAAUAAAAAACGUAUUACUCAAGCCACUGGCCGGAAAACAGACAUUUACGCCAACAACAGACCCUGCCUCCUCAACUUACUCUCUCUUUUGAGAUAAUGGGAAAAUGUACAUGUUGCUGUACUGUAAAACAUGUUACUCAUUUAUAGUACCUAUUUUUUAGUUUUCAUAAACAUGCUCUGUUUGGGUUUUGUAAAGGUUAUGUAUGAACUUACUGUAAUUAUUUUAGUCUACCCAUAUGUUAUUAAUAUCCAUGUUUUAUAUCAGUUAAUUACAUGUAAGCCUUAACUGUUAUCAUCCCAUUUCCAUUACUCUGUAUUGUGUUCUGCAGUAUUCAGUCGUGUAAACAUUUUCAUUUUUUUCCUUCCGCAUGGAGUUCCUGAGCUGUAAUCUGUAUGAUAACUGUUUAACCCAUGUUCUCUAUGAAAAGAUAUUGCGUAGAUUUAUUACACUUUUUCCUGUCUUGCAUUGUGGUUUCAUAUACAGUUUCUAGACAACUAAAUAUGCACAGCCAAGACUGAGAAGUUAAACUAAGGUUAUCAAUGUUUAAAAAAAAAAAGGAAAAAAAGCUUUGUAUCUUUACCUUGUUUAAUAAACAGACUGUUAUAAAUUCA